CAGUUCCAAGCCAAAAUAUGAAUGACUCAGAUACAUUUUCCAAUUAGCUCUAAUUCACAGCCAUACAUACAUUCCCGAGAAAGGAUGCCAUGUGUCUGAUGAGGACCACGCCCAUUAGUCAUGGAGGAUUUCCCACUCCGUCGUCGUCCAGGUUUGCAUCGUAGCCCGAGUUUAAAGUCAUUGCAAGAGCAAGACAAGUUUCUGAACUUUACCGACCUGACCGAGCCUCAAGACCAUCAUGACCAUCAUGACGACGACCUCAAAAAGCCAGAUGAAGGCGACACCAAAGCUCGGAAUCCGCCCAUCUUGGAAACCAAGCAUCAGGACACCAUGGAGGACGUGGAUGAGGAACUGGAAGUGGCUCCGGACUACGACCAAUGGACCCCGCGUCCCCGGAUGAAUGCCUUCGUGGGAUUCCUGCGUUUGUCCAACUACGCGUGCUCGUGUCUGGUCAUUUUUGGCGUGGCCGUGUCCAUUUUCUAUCCUUAUUCCCAGGACCGACCUGUUGACGACGAGCUGGAAUUUUGGCAGGAUUUCACCUAUGACGGUUGUCAAUGGAUCCAGAUGAUUUGCUUGGUGAUUGUAGCCGUUCUGAUAGCCGUAGACAGCGUGGCCACCUUCACCUUCCGAUGGAAGGAGUACGGCGAGCUUACCUACACGCAAACCGACGCUACGUCCAUUAUAUUCUUACUGUGCCCUUCAAGGUGGAUCUUUCGGGGCGUGUGCAGUCUCAUGAUGAGCAGUGCUAUUUCACUCCGAGCGGCCCGGGUCAUGCAAGCCGAGGAACUCUCGCCGCAUGACUACGCCUGGUAUUACGGGUCCACGUUGAUGGCCUUGGGAUCGACCCUGGUGGGCUUUAUUUUUAGUUUGUUCCCGUGGCAUUGUGUGCCUUGGCUCCUUGAUAGGUUUGAGUACGCUCACGUGGAAGACAAAGACGAUGUCUGGAUCCGGUUCAAUGCCCAGGGGCGUGUACAUCCGCCCCUUAAACACCCUGAUGUUGAGGACGGAUCGCCCGCUUCCUUAAACGGCAUUAAGUUUCAUGAAACGCAGAACAAGACCCGGGUUCGCCGACCCUCUGCUCCACCUUUGUCUUUUGAUGAACAAAUGUGGAAAAGUACUCGGGAUAUUGUGUCCGGAGUGUGUAACGUCAUGAUAUUCGCGACCUUUGGCAUCAGCCUGAUGAGUCAAAUUUACGCCUUUUUUUCCGCCCUGGACAAAAGAGAGGGCCUGGAGUUCUGGAUUAAUAUUUCCACGUGGAUCACGAAUUUGCUCCUCAUUUUGUGCGCCAUCUUGUACCUGUUUUUCUACGUGGGAUGGAGAUGCCAUUUAUCGCACCAUGUACCUCUUCUGAUCAAGUUUCUAGCUCCCUUUUGCCUCAGCAACGCUGCCUUGGCCGUGUUCAAUGUCUCGGCCGAGUCCGAAUUACCAAGAUAUUACAAAGUCAUCAUGUCCUACAUAUGGAUAUAUUCCAUCGGGAUCAUGGUCAUUCUAGUUAUUCUGGAACAAAGUUUUAUUAUUGGGCCUUACUCUAAGACGAUGACAUCGUUCCGGAGAAUUGUGCGUCUGAAUUGCUACGAAGAAGGGGUUAACAAGAAACUCAUCCGUGUGUUUGACACCUCAGGCAGUUUAAGCGCUCUUGUGGCCUUGGUGUUGGGCAUCACAUCGCUCUUUAUUGAUCAAUAUGAUCUGAACUUUGAGCCAGAAGGGGCAGCCAAAGAGCUUGCUCGUGUGGCCAACGAGUUCCGCGAUACCACUAGAACGGUCACCAGCGUUCUUGACCAACUCAUCAAGACUCUGGAUCGGCAAUUCGAUUGUAAGGAAGUCUUCACUGUCCUGGGGACGGGCGCCACUUUGACUCUCUUUGCCAGUUUCUUCCCUGGCGCCGGAGGCGUGGCGAGUUUGGGUUCUCGAUCCGCCUACUAUGGAGUGCGCACUGCCAACGCCUUCACCAACCUGGCCCGAAGGCUUCGGAAGUCGAAGAAUAUCAUAUGGCAAGUCAGCAAGGCCGUUUACGUGGUUCAAAAGUUUACCUUAUCCAAUAUGAAAAACCUUAUCAAACUCAACUCAUACGGGACAUUGGUCAAGCUAUUGCCGUUUUUACCGCCCGUGGUAUUGGGCAUGUAUGUCUUGUUCUCGGCCUUUUGGCCACAAAGGGUGCUUUUCUUCUCCGCCAAACAGCGACGGAAAACCAUGGCGGGUAUGUUCUAUACCUGGCUCCUGGGAUUGAUUUUGCUGAUCGUGGCCAUCACCGUCAACACGUACGUCGUGGACGAAGUCGUGUUACUCAUCAGUGACAUGAUACCCAUUGGGGCCAUUCAUGUGGAGCGGAAGUUGGGCUGGAACCUGGGCAUGGCUGCCAGUGCUUUCUCUCUCCUGUCAGUGGUGUCUUUCCUCAUAUCGUCGUUCAUUUUGAAAUGGCAGACCCACACCAAUCACGAGAAUAUCUCCAAUGCCGAGCUAGAAUGGAAAGAGGAACUCGAGAAACGAGAGAUGGUCACCAUUCAUACCGGGAUUGGCGAGAAGUACGAGAAGCGCACUCAAAUCAAGUACAAAAAAGAGCGAUUGGGCCCGUGGAACUGGAUGGUGCCCAUUAUGCUGUGUCUCAUUUCCUUUGGAUUUGGAUGCUUGGGUAACAUUUAUCCCAAACUUCGAUACGAGAUCGAGCCCAAAGGUAAAUUUGGGCGUCUCAUCGAUAGACUGAACGACCAGAUGAACUUUUACCAGAAUGAUAUGCAUGAUGUUAAGAACGAUACCUCCAUGGAGUGCUUGCCCUAUGCCACUUUCCACGCUGUCCUGGAUGAAUACGGGUACAAGAAUCCGCUGAUGAGUCCAGUUCAUCGAUUUUUCAAUGAAACAGAAAAGCUGGUGAAGCCUCUCAAGGAUGUCCUGAAAGGCGUGCGAAAGCAACUCCUGAUGAAUGUCCAAGAGGAGCUUUUCGGAACCACUAUCAAGGAGUUUUGGCAAGAUGCCAACCUGGAACUCUUCAGUUGGAUCUUUUUGGUGCCUCGCCUAAUUUGCUUGCUUAUCCUAAUAUUUGGCCUCCUCACCUCUAGUUUGUACGUGUGUCAAAUGCGAAUCAUCCAAAGCUUGGAACCUCGCAAAAUUGUAAAGGCCUAUGGGCACGUUGCCAUGUUUUCCCUCAUCUAUGUUUUGGGCACAGAGUUUGCCAUCUACAAUCUCAUUUCAACCUUUGGUAUUCCCUUUUACCACAUCACCCUCCGGUUCGGCCUUGGAUUCAUCUAUGAUCUCGUGGCUGAUUUUAUCCUCAUCAGUGUCUAUUUUGGAAUGUCCAAUCAACUCUUUUUUGCCAUUCCCAAAAGAAAGGUCAUGGUGACCUAUUCUGUCCCCGGUGCUUCCGAUUUGGGGCCCAAUCGCCCAGGACAAAUAAUCUAACGCUCUACGUGUGAUGAGUAAUAGUGCACGAUAUUUUUUUAUAAAGUUCAUAAAGAAGAUAUAGUUAUAUACCAUCGUUUACAUCAGAAUUCGCAAGAACUAUUUUUUUAUCGUUGAAAUCGUAUGUUGAAAUAUGACCGCCUGGAUUUUAAAUAUCACAAAUGAUUCACAGGA
Messenger RNA from Tigriopus californicus, 3567 nucleotides. RefSeq lists its product as uncharacterized. The transcript has a single exon. The coding region runs from base 121 to 3393 and encodes 1090 amino acids. NCBI's taxonomy places the organism in Eukaryota, Metazoa, Arthropoda, Copepoda, Harpacticoida, Harpacticidae. The record is from RefSeq and is a predicted model, not a curated record.